Molecule: messenger RNA, 1671 nt
Organism: Fragaria vesca subsp. vesca
Lineage: Eukaryota; Viridiplantae; Streptophyta; Magnoliopsida; Rosales; Rosaceae
Exons: 1
Coding region: 1-1671 (556 amino acids)
Biological process (GO): regulation of DNA-templated transcription; chloroplast organization
Cellular component (GO): chloroplast
Molecular function (GO): double-stranded DNA binding
Source: RefSeq, a predicted model, not a curated record
AUGUCCCUCCCCAAAACCCUGUUGAACCUCCUCUCCCACCACUUCUCCACUGCCGCCACAACCGCCAAAAGGCUCCCAAAAGUCCCCAAUGUCCCCACCAAGUACAAGUCCGAAGCUCUCAACCAAGCCCAGAAGGUCCUCACCGACUACCUCCACACCACCCGGUCCCUCCCCUACACCUACGCCGAGCACAUCAGCAACCACUCCCUCUUCUCCCUCUCCAAUCUCGUCAAGAACAUCCCCUACUCCGCCCCCAACUUCUCCAGAAGCUUCCAGCGCUUCCUCAGGUACCACCCCAUUAACGAAUUCGAGUUUUUCUUCGAAAGCAUUGGCAUUCACCACACCCAGCUCUCUCAUUUCUUACCCACCAACAAGUUCUUCCUCUCGGAGGACCAGACUGUUCUGGAAGCCGCUUGUGUGCUCAGUGCGUUCGGGUUUCCGUGGAACAUGUUGGGGAAGUUGUAUAGGGAGGAGCAUUGUAUAUUUAGGGAGAGUUGUAACGAGUUGAAAGGUAGGCUUAGUGGGUUUAAGGAGUGUGGGUGGAGUAAUCUUUCGGUUGUGGGGAUGUGCUUGGCUUUCCCAAUGUUGUUGCGUGUCGAUGGGGAGUUUAGUGGUGAGGUUGUGGGGUUGUUGGAUGAUUUGAAGAGGGUUUUUGUGGAGUUUGACAUUGCGAAUAGUGUUGAGGGAAAUGUGGAUACUUGGUAUGGGGUUUGUAGGAUGGUGAGGGUGUUUUAUGAUUUGGGUGUCGAAAAGGGGAAGGUGGGAGAGUUGUUGGGUAGGAAGAAAGAUGUUUUUCUUCAGCACUCAGAAGAAGUGUUGGUUGAGAAAGUAAAUUAUUUUUGUAGAUUAGGUGUUAGGAAGGAGGAUGUAGGUUUGUUGAUUCUUCAAAGACCGGAAGUUUUGAGUCUUGAACUGGAAAAGCCGGUGAUAUCGACUAUGGGGUUGUUGAGACAUUUAGGAUUGGAUGAGAAUGAGUUGAAGGAAGUCAGUCGGAAAUAUUCGUAUGUGAUGGGGAGAAAUAGAAUGGUUAAUGUACCUCAUUUGAUGAGGGCUUUGGAUCUUCAUGUGUGGUUCUUCACUAGGAUUAAGGAUGAACAUCAAUUGCUAGGUAGUUAUGUACUUAGUGAUUCUGAUGAAGAUGACGUGAAGAAAGAAUUUAGUAGUGGAUUCGAGCAGUUGCAAUCUUGUAGAACUCCUGUUCAUGCAAUGAAGAAAUUGGAUUUCAUGCAUAGCAUUGGGUUUGGAGAGAACCCUUUGACUCUAAAGGUCUUGACCCGCAUACAUGGAAGAAGCUGUGAGUUACAAAAGCGGUUUGAUAUCCUUCUUAAUGCAGGGCUUGAAUUUUCACAGCUGUGUUUGAUUAUAAGCACAACACCGAAAAUCCUGAAUCAGAACCCAGAAUAUCUUGAAGCGAAAAUAAUCUUUCUUUGCGGUGAAAUGAAGUCCUCAUUAAAGUACUUUAAUGUUUUUCCAGCAUUUUUGUGUUUUGAUUUGGAGAACCGGAUUAAGCCAAGAUACAGAUUUUAUGCAUGGCUUCAAGAGAAAGGUUUGCACCCUGAAGGUUAUUCCUUUGCAACCAUGAUUGCUACCAGUGAAAAGAGAUUUGUAGCACAGGCUUUUACAAUCCACCCAGCUGCUCCAAAACAUUGGUUUGAGUGUUUCCUGAUAUAG